This is a messenger RNA of Sodiomyces alkalinus F11, 1625 nucleotides long. Its product is annotated as RNA polymerase II elongator complex subunit. The coding region runs from base 1 to 1173 and encodes 390 amino acids. Lineage: Eukaryota; Fungi; Ascomycota; Sordariomycetes; Glomerellales; Plectosphaerellaceae. The record is from RefSeq and is a predicted model, not a curated record. The transcript has 2 exons.
AUGCCCCUGAUCAUCUUCUCGGGUCUUCCCACGUCGGGAAAAUCUACCCGCGCCGCCCAACUCCGCGCCUACCUCGCCGACCGCAUCGCCGCCGAAUCCGAGUCUGCGCAAAAGAACAGCAUCGACACCGACACCGACACCGGGAAUACUGGCGCCAAACCCAAGAAACCUCCCUACCGCCUCCACCUCAUCUCCGACACAACCCUCUCCAUCCCACGCACCGUGUAUGACCUCUCGGCGCUGCCGCCGCACGCACGCUCGGCCAAUGCACCGGAGAAGGACGCCCGGGCCAGCAUCUACGGCGCUGUCAAGCGUGUUCUCUCCGACCGGGACAUCGUGAUCCUCGACGGGCUGAAUUACAUCAAGGGGUGGAGGUAUCAGCUACACUGCGAAGCCAAGGCGGCGAGCACCCCAAGCGUCGUUGUACAGGUGGGGUGUACGACUGAGCGGGCGAGAGCGGUGAACGAGGCGCGGUUGCGAAGGAGGGAGAGCAAGAGGAAGAGGACAACGGAGACGACAGAGGAGCGAGGCCAGGGGGCGGAUACAGGAGGAGAGGCUCCGACUUCUGGGGGCGACGGCGACGGUGGCCAGGAACAAGAAGAACAAGAACGAGAACACGACGGGCUUGAAGGUGAUGAUGAGGAACCUUAUGAGCCAGAUAACUGGGACAACCUCGUGUUCCGCUACGAGGAGCCGAAUCCGAUGACGCGUUGGGACAGUCCUCUGUUCACGCUCGUGUGGGAGGACGACGCGGAACAGACACGCCGAACAUUUGACGGAAUCUGGGACGCCAUUGCGGGCCAAGGACGCAAGAAGGUCAAGCCUAACCAAGCAACGGCCCAGCGGAACCGGGAGACUUCUGGUGAUUACCUGUACGUGCUGGACAGAGAGACGCAGGAAGUGGUACGGCGAAUACUGGGACAACAGGAGGAGGGAGGUGGAGAAGUAGGGGGGUCGGUCAAGAUCUCGGCAGGCGGUGAUGGCAAGGCAGAAUUGACAGUCGAGCUGCCUGGGAAGAAGGUCGGGCUGCCACAACUACAGCGUCUCAGGAGAGCCUUUGUCGGGUUGAAUCGGGGAGGCAUUGGGCUAGAGGGUGUAGGGGAUUUCAGCGUUUCGAGGAUGAGAGAGGCGUUUGUAGGCUAUCUCAACGAUUCGUUCGAGAGGGACGAGUAGUGUGAGUGUGGGGAUAGGGAUUGCAUAACCUAUACAGGUGCUUUGGGUCAUGAUUCCCGGCGUUGGAAUCAUGCGAUACCCUUGAAGGCAGGGGUAGCUGGCGGGAUUUCCGAAAAUGUUGGCAUAAUGCCCGGGUAAGUUAUAGAGUGGAAGAAUCGUCCGUCUAUUCCCUACCAUUUCAUGACGGACCUGACGCGUGUAACGGUGCCUUUUCAGUGUUGCGUUUGUCACUUUUGACUCCUUGGAACGAGAGGGAGAGGGAGAGGGAGUCGGGGACGGAGAACAAGGAGAGAUUGAUUACCAAAUUCGGGGGUGAGAUGGCCAAGACGGCCUGUGCGGUACUGGCCGGACAAGCUUUGCCAAGGAAUUCUCACAACGAACCCCACGAACCACGAAGCUUCCUCGCACGUGUUAUGUUGAACCUCUGAUAAUGAUACGAAUUUGAUGCCAAG